Messenger RNA from Trypanosoma grayi, 327 nucleotides. RefSeq lists its product as hypothetical. The coding region runs from base 1 to 327 and encodes 108 amino acids. NCBI's taxonomy places the organism in Eukaryota, Euglenozoa, Kinetoplastea, Trypanosomatida, Trypanosomatidae. The transcript has a single exon. The record is from RefSeq and is a predicted model, not a curated record.
AUGAGGAGAUACCUCACAUGUGAGCUGCCUCACCGAUUCAAUCAUAGCUGCCGUUCCCACUACUCUUUUGCCAUUUCAGCCCAUGAAGAGAUGACAGAGGUAUAUAGACGGGCUUCGCAACGGUUUUUGCGAAAAACGCCACAGUGUGCACGCAAUCCGCGUUUGUUUGGCUUUCGUAUGUGGUCCAAUCCUAAUGUGGAAGUAAGUUUUGUAGUCCGACCUGGUCUGCUGGAAGUCGACAAAACAAAGUGUACGAGCAUUGGUAUUCUAUGGAUGCGACAUGACCAUUUUUGGGCAUCAUUGGCGGAUGGUGCACCACUGACGUGA